AUGAUGUUGAGACAAUCUAUUUUAUUAUUAUUAAUAGUUGUGACACUAUUUUUAUCAGUAUCAAAUGCAAGACAUUCAGACAAUAUAAAUGACGCAUUGGGUAAACACCAUAAAAACAAAAAAGAUAAAUACGACGACCAUGAUGACAGAGAUGAUGUCAUCCAGAUAGAUGGAGAUGGACUCGAACCACUUUAUGUAAAGUUGUCAUUGACUGAAAACCCAGGAGAAAUGAUGGUUGGUUGGUUCACAUACAAUAUCAUGACUGCACCACAAGUUCAAUACAAGGGUGACACCAAAAUGGCCACUGUCAACGCUCACAAGAUCCAACAAUACAAAGAAAAGAAAUGGACUGGUUGGUCAUACUCGACCCUCUUGACUGGUCUCGAGCCAAACACUCAAUACAUUUACCAGGUGGGUGACGCUUCCAGCAAUGGAAAGUGGAGCAAUACAUUUAAUUUCACCACUCACGGUGCUCCAGGUACCAAAGUCACCCCAUUCUCUUUUAUUGCUUAUGGAGACAUGGGUGCUGGAGGAGCCGAUUUAAUUACCAUUGGAUAUGUUAUGGAAUACAUUGACCAAAUUUCAUUUGUACUUCAUGUUGGUGAUAUUGCUUAUGCUGAUCUUCAUAGUACUGAUAAUUUCUUAUUUGGAAACCAAACCGUUUGGAAUGAAUUUAUGGGUCAAAUUGAACCAAUUACUUCAUCAGUUCCAUAUAUGACCACCCCAGGUAACCAUGAUGUAUUCAUUGACACGUCAAUCUAUAGAAAGACAUUCCAUAUGCCAACCACCACCUACUCUAAGAGUACUUGGUAUGGAUUCGACUACAAUGGUGUACACUUUGUAUCCAUCUCAUCUGAGCAACUCUAUAUUCCAUUCAGUGACCAACACGAUUGGUUGGCCAACCAUCUUGCACAAUUCCGUCAAUCCAAUCCAAAUGGUUGGCUCAUUGUCUAUGCUCAUCGUCCAGUUUACUGUUCAGCCGAUUACACUUGGUGUAAAGAUGAUCCAAUCAGAUAUUUAUUCACAGAAAGUAUUGAAAAAUUAUUAUAUCAAUACAAUGUUGAUGUUUAUAUUUCUGGUCAUAGUCAUGUUUAUGAAAGAUCGUUACCAGUUUUUGACAAGACUAUCAAGGGUACCUAUGAGGAUCCAAAGGCAACAGUUCACAUUGUAGUCGGUACAGGAGGGGCACAAGAAGCAAUCCUCAGCAACUGGUUACCACAACCACACUGGUCGUCUGGUGUAAGAAUUUCGUCGGCUGGUUACGGCAUGCUCUCGGUCUUGGACAACAACCAACUCAAUUUCGAAUUCUAUGGUGAUUACAAUAAUACUGCCAUGGAUUCAUUUUUCAUGAAUAAGGGUACUUUUAAUUAA
Messenger RNA from Cavenderia fasciculata, 1371 nucleotides. RefSeq lists its product as uncharacterized. Gene Ontology annotation, molecular function: metal ion binding; protein binding; acid phosphatase activity. The transcript is spliced from 3 exons. NCBI's taxonomy places the organism in Eukaryota, Evosea, Eumycetozoa, Acytosteliales, Cavenderiaceae. Bases 1 to 1371 code for a protein of 456 amino acids. The record is from RefSeq and is a predicted model, not a curated record.